UUCCUCUCCAUAGUAGAAAUAACAACUAAAGCUUUCAUAUAGAUGUUGAUGCGUCAAUUUUAUUAAUUUAUCUCAGUUUUUAAUUUAAUUGAGUUCACAAAUCUGAUCGAAUGCACUAUUGUUUUACAAUUUUCCAGAUGAUUUCUUUGGAAUAAAAGAAUUAAGCGCACGUGAACCUAAAUGUGAGGAAACAGGAAGCAUGGAGCCUGCGAGUGUGGAGAACCUGUGCGUGUUGUACCACAGUGCUGAUUACUUGGUGCUCAAUAAACACUGGGACAUUCGCAUCGACAGCAAACUGUGGAGUGAAACUCGUACAGUGCAGAAACAGCUGAAGCACAGAUUCCCUCAGCUUGUAGACCCUCGGACUCACUACGGCUUCAGGUUCUGCCAUCAGCUGGACUUUUCCACCAGCGGUGCGCUGUGUGUGGCUCUGAAUAAAGCUGCAGCUGGACGAGCAUUUCGCUGUUUCAAAGACAGAACAGUAACCAAGGCUUACCUCGCUCUGGUUCGAGGCACCGUGGCUGAGAGCAGGAUGACGCUGGACGCCGCCAUCGGGAAAAACGCCACCGAGGGAAAAACACACAUGAUGUGUGUGGAAGGAACAGAAGGAUGUGAGAGUCCCAAAAUGAGCCAAACUUUAUUAAGUGUGUUGGAAUACGGAUCAUACGACGGAGAGCCGGUUACUAAAGUUCUUCUGCAGCCUCUUACAGGGCGCACGCAUCAGCUCCGAGUGCACUGCAGCUCCGUGGGUCACGCCGUCGUAGGCGACGUCACGUACAGUCUCGGCGCAGACAGCACUCCGUAUCGCAUGAUGCUGCACGCCUACUUCCUCCGAAUCCCUCUGGAGCACGAGGUCAUCGAGGUCACGGCUUCCGAUCCAUUCGUCUCUAAACUCGACCCCAAUUGGACUCCAAAAACACGCAUUCGAAACCUCCAGAGCUUAAUGACUGAAAUCGUAACAAAAACCAAAGCUGACGAGCGACAGACGGAGGAGGAGAAGCUAGCGAGUGAAGAAGAGAAGAAGCGGAGGAGGAGGAAGACUGUGGAGGAGAGUGAGGAGGAUCGAGUGCAGUGUCAACAGUGGCUCUCUGAAUGGACGCUCAGCGACUAAUCCUUUCUUUGUUUUUUAUAUUUAUCUUAUUACUUUUUAGAACGAACGAAUCACAUCAGUCUUUUCUUGUGUUUUUAUGUUUUCACUUUAUUUUUAAGAAUCACUGAGCAGUGUUUUAACUGUAAAGGAUCAUUAGCCAGAGCAACACUUUAUAGGACACGUUAUACGGAUUAAAGCCAAAAUAAAGACGUAGAUCAGAUUCCAGUCA
Molecule: messenger RNA, 1319 nt
Organism: Tachysurus vachellii
Lineage: Eukaryota; Metazoa; Chordata; Actinopteri; Siluriformes; Bagridae
Gene: rpusd1
Product: RNA pseudouridine synthase domain containing 1
Exons: 6
Coding region: 200-1111 (303 amino acids)
Biological process (GO): pseudouridine synthesis
Molecular function (GO): pseudouridine synthase activity; RNA binding
Source: RefSeq, a predicted model, not a curated record